CCUGGCGAUUCUGCGCGCUCGAUCGCGUUCGGGUGUGCUCGGCACGGAUCGGCUACGUUCGCCGAAGGAGCUGGUGAGGAGAAGAAGAGAGAGAGAGCCAACGGCAGUGCACUUUGAGAAAGCCCGUUGUAGGCUGUCUCGACGUGUAUGUUCUGAACGCUCCGCAACAUGUUAGUGAGUUUUCGUCGGCUCUCAACGAAAAAUUCACGUGGUGUAUUCAGUAUACGAAGGAAAACCACUAGUGCGAGACAUUUACCCUCUUGAUCGAGUCUUUCACCUAGUACUAAUUGUGCAAUAAGCAAGCUGAGGAACGAUGCCAGGCAAAGGGGGCAGAAGAGGAAAGUACGGUCACGGUGGAAAAAGAGCUGAGUUAACAUCCGACGAGGACUCCGUCUACAAUGACGCGUGCAGCGAUACCAGCGGCCAAUCCGACAGUCGCAGCGUGCUGGAGGAUGUGAACGACAACGAGGUGGACGAGCUCGCGCAGCAGGAGGCGUUCGAGGAGAAGCUGAGGGAGGCGAUCGACGGGCUGACCCAAAAGAGCGCCAAGGGCAGGACGAUCUGUUUCAACGGGAUCGAGAAGAUCUUCGCCAUCAAGUACAUCCCCGACUUCGUGGAGGACAGGAAGAUGACCAUCGCGGACGCGGUGGAGCGCAGCCUGAAGAAGGGCCGCGGUGACGAACAGCCCACUGCCGCCAGGCUGAGCACCCUGCUAUGUGUUCAGCUGGGCGCGUUCGAGAGUGCCGAGGUGGUCUGCAGAGACCUCAAGUCGACCUUGACCUUCAUCGCCAGCGACAAUACAGCUUCCGUUCAUGCUCGCGCCGAGUGCUGCUGGGCGCUGAGUAUGAACCAGUUCCUGUCGGGCAACGACGCGGACGACACCGUCGAAAUAAUGCAGCUGCUGUCGUCUAUCUUCUCCGGCUCCUACCUGAAAGGAAACGGCGCGAUCGCGAACAUAUCCGCCGACACGGCGGCGCUGCAUGCAGCGGCUAUCUCCUCGUGGACUCUGCUUCUCACAGUCAUGACUUCCGCGAACAUCUACAAUUUGCUCGCGAGCGACAAGACCAACAGCUACAUGCCUUCUCUCAAUCGAUUGCGCGAAUUGUUGGAAUCGCCGCACCUCGACGUGCGCCUGUCGGCCGGUGAGGCGUUGGCCGUGAUAUUCGAGCUCGGCCGUGACUUCUCCUGCGACUACGAGCAGGACUGGGCGCUGGAUCUCGCUGACAUUCUCAAGGAACUCGCCACGGACUCUAACAAGUACAGAGCCAAGAAGGAUCGCAAGCAGCAACGCGCCAAUUUCCGAGACAUUCUGCGUUACAUCGAGGAGGACAUUGUUCCGGAGAUGCAUGUGAGAUUCGGCCAGGAGACCCUGUACUUAGAGGGGUGGUGCGCGCGGACACAGUACAACGCCUGCUGCCGGCUGUUGGGUCCCGGCAUCAACAUCCACCUAGCCGAGAACCAACUGCUGCGCGAGAUCUUUCACCUCGGCAACAAGGUUCUACCUAUACCGUCGUCCCAGAAAACGAGCAAAUUAGAGAGGACGCUGAUGAACGCGGCCGCGUUCAAGGCGCGCACGAUCCAGCGCAACAAGAACCGCGAUAAACGUUCCGCAGCCAUGGCACCGUAAUCGCUUCUCACUUCUGCUCCCCCCCCCCCACACACACACACACACACACGCACGCACCUAUACGCGCAAUAGUAAUACAGAUUAGCGAGAGAACGGCCAGAUCUCGUGUACGGCGAACACAAGUAUAAUUAGCUACUUAAACCAACGCAACUCAAAUCUACAAACAAAUUAGCCCAGGUGAGUGAGCGAGCGCGACCUGUGAAUCGAGAUCGAUCGCUCGCACACCUAUGUUUGCGCACGGCUCAACGCGCGCGAGACGCUUGGAGACUUCGCUGAGAGAGCGGAAUAAGUCCAAUUUCAAUUCUAAUAAUAUGAUUCGCUUCCACUUUAACUCCGGUUGCCUUAAAAUUUCGUUUUCAUUGUUGUUAGAAUCGAAAUAGGUUCUCGCGAGGCGGCGUUACAGUUAAAUUUGUGGAAUUAAAAUUUCAAGAGAGAAACUGACGAGACGAAAUUUCGGUUUACUCUUUAUUUACAUCUACGUUCACACACACAUACACACAUACAUACACAGGGCACACACAUACACGCGCAUGUGAGUGCAUACGCACCGUUAUCAAGCGUCUCGGCGCGACGAGACUCAGGAAGCUAUUAGGAAGCCUCGUCAAAUAAACAACAACGAUCGUUUCUGUGGCAGAAAGUAUAUAUAUAUAUAUAUAUAUAUAUAUAUAUAUAUAUAUAUAUCUGCCAUAUAUUGAUCGAAGUAGCAUACAUUGCAAAUUAUACAUAAUGGAGAAUUGUUGCGGAACUGUGCUUCCAAAACGACCAACCAGCAAGUGAGUGAUAGAGUGAGACCGCGGCUUUCUCUCUCGCGUUUACAGCCUCUCUCUCUCUCGCAUAUCUCGCGGGCGACGUAGAAAAAUAUAUCGAGCCGCGCGUUCUCGCCGCGCGUUCGGCGCUUCAAACACGCGCCCGGUAGCGAAUCCGGAUCGGCCCCAAUGUUUCUUCAACGUCGGAUGCGCGGCGGGAAUGCGGGCAAUUACUUCUUUUUUUUUUUACACGGUAACUCUUAUCACGCAACGCGUUAAUUCACUAAGACUGUUGUUUGUAUCGUGCCGAUCGUGCGCGGAUAUGUGUCUUCGUUUCGCGUUUUGCGUGCAAUGAAUAGAAGAGAGAGAGAGAGAGAGAGAGAGAGAGAGAGAGAGAGAGAGAGAGAGAGAAGAGAGAAAGAAGAAAGCGUAAGAAAGAACGGAGAGAUUAAUCUCUCGCGAGGAAACGUACGUACGAGAGACGCGUCACACGCGGCGGUUGCUUCGAUAAACGAGAGCCGACGGUGGUCAACCUUCGUUUGAUUAACGGGUGUCAAUGAAUUCAAUCGGUCAUUGCGACACUUGCGUCCAGAGAGAAAGAAUGCCCCCGUUGAUCACUUAACCCAAUUGCACGACAAUUGCGAGCGCUUAAUAACAUCUAUACGCAAAGAUAAGGAGCUUUCCUGCCGAGACCUCAAAUUAUCGACGUGUCGUUUACUUCUAAGAAGAGUGUUCCCACGUUUUCCCCGCAAUGGCAGAUUGAAUUCCGGCAUUCGUGGUCGUUCGUGCCAAGCGAUUUCGCGUGCGAGAUUGUUGUGUUUCACGUAACAACAAACGGACGUGUGACGAUUACGUUCGCGUGCAAACGACACAACAGCGGAUACUCGCGUGCCGCCGGCUGACCACUUUCGGCCACAGAUGAUAAAGUAUCAUGCAUUUGUACGAGGGCAUGCAUGUCAGUCCUAUUACUCUACUUAGGCGAUAAUAUCGGGAGUAACAGUAGUAAGUACAAGAAUACUCAGCGUAUGCGCGUAUUGUGUGAGGUACCGGUCGACCAGGCAUGUCCAAGAUCGGCUUCGCGACGUUUCCUCCUCUCCGUCCUCUCGUGGAGUGAGAUGGAGAAGGAACGGGGACAGACUGAGAGUGCGACCGCACAGGGUGCGUUCGAAAACGGGGGAAAAGGGGUUCCUCCGUCGGCUGAAGUUGGACAUGCCUGCCGUAGACAAUAGUCAAGUCACAUCAUCCGCGAAACUGUUCGAAGGAGCGAACGGGAAUCGCAGCGGAUCGGCGCUACUUUGAAAAUCUCAACGAAAGGGAUUCAUUCGAUACACUUUCGUUCGAUAAAGGGUCAGAGCUUCGGAGGACACGUGAGGGACCCAAUCAGGGAAUCGAAAAUUAAGAACGUCCUCUCAAAGCGUUCGGAACCUAUUCCUCUCGCAUUUUCGCACUCACGCGUCUGACACGUCACGAUACGCGGCAUAUCUGCGAAACGCGGCCGAUCAACUGACCCUCGAACAAAGUCGACCGUCGACUUGAUUGAUCCCGAGAGAGGAGAAAAAAAGCAAAGUUGCACCGAGCCGACCCUGCCGAUUCUCACCCCGUUUCCCCGACCGAACUUUUCCACACCGUGUCGUCUCCACCACCGAGCCGGGAGCAGCAAAUCAAAAUCUAUCUAUUAUGUACAAUCACAUCGUUCCAAAGCACAGCACGCCAAAUAGAAUUGCACUACUUGAAACGCUAAGGAGCUCCGAGUGGCGAAAGAGUAAACGAUACGAUUACGUGUGAACGGGAGAUUAUACUAGCGGCAAACUCUACGCGAAACUUCGUCACGCCUCUACGACUACGCUCUACGCUAAUUCAGAAGUCCGGAUUCACAAUAGGUGUUGCAAACUUUCAG
Molecule: messenger RNA, 4270 nt
Organism: Dinoponera quadriceps
Lineage: Eukaryota; Metazoa; Arthropoda; Insecta; Hymenoptera; Formicidae
Gene: Ifrd1
Product: interferon-related developmental regulator 2
Exons: 7
Coding region: 314-1627 (437 amino acids)
Source: RefSeq, a predicted model, not a curated record